Caenorhabditis bovis is the source of this 1539-nucleotide messenger RNA. NCBI's taxonomy places the organism in Eukaryota, Metazoa, Nematoda, Chromadorea, Rhabditida, Rhabditidae. The record is from the annotation of a GenBank genome assembly.
AUGAGUUUACCAGGCCAUACCGAAUGCGCGUGUCUGCCAUUAUGCGUCGAUUGCCAAUCACGUGUCGAGGAAUGUGUGAGCUCGCGAUCUCAAAAUAUUGAAAAUAUGAAGUCAAGUUUCGGAAAAAAGGAAGGAGAAUAUUCUCGGCUUGUUAGUAAAUCGAGUAAUAAACUUCUAAACAACUUGUGGGAAAAGAAGAAAAUUCCUGAAGAUGGGUGGAGUGAGCAUGCACUUGACUUGUUCCUUUCAUGGCUUUCAUCUCACGAUACAAAUAAUCGAGUCGAUAUGAUGCCAGUUGGAGCUGGAGAACGGGAAGGGCGUGUUUUAAAUCCAAUGGUUCAACGACUACAUUCGAACCUUGCUCAUGGAAUUGGAAGAAGUGGUAAUCUUCUCGAAAUUCAGCCAAAAGCUUUAGGAUCUUCAAUGUUAGCAUGUUUUGCGAAUGAGUUUGCAAUGCACUCGCUUCAAUUGUUAGGUCUCACCACGAUCAGAGGCUGCAUUGUUGUACCGCUAUGCACUGGAAUGUCUCUUUCUUUGUGCAUGUCCGCUUGGAGGAAAAACCGUCCAAAUGCGAAAUAUGUUGUUUUUCAUAGGAUUGAUCAAAAGUCUUCUCUGAAAAGUAUUUAUCACGCAGGGUUUGAACCAAUUGUGAUUGAGCCAAUCCGUGAAGGUGAUGGGUUAAUAACGGAUGUUGAAACAUUGAAUCAUGUUUUAGAAGAAAAAGGAGAAGAGAUCUUAUGUGUGAUGAGUACAACUUCGUGUUUCGCUCCAAGAUCUCCAGAUAAUGUUGAAGCGAUUGCUGCGAUAUGCUCAUCUCACAAUAUAUAUCAUCUAAUUAAUAAUGCUUAUGGUUUACAAAGCGAAGAAGUGUUAAGGAGAAUUUCAGCGGCUAGUGAAGCUGGAAGAAUUGAUGCUGUUGUGCAAUCUCUCGAUAAAAAUUACCAAGUGCCUGUUGGCGGAGCCGUAAUUGUUACUUUCAAAUUUGGACACGUGCAGCAAAUAGCUCAAACGUAUCCAGGACGCGCGUCGAGUGUACCAGCUAGGGAUCUCGUUUUAACACUAUUGUAUCAAGGUCAAAAUGGGUUUCGGCAGCAAUUUGAAAAGCAAAAACAGAUGUUUCUAAAAAUGAAGCGCAAAUUGGUAUCGUUUGCUGAAAAAAUUGGCGAAUGCGUUUAUGAAGUUCCUGACAAUGAAAUAAGCCUAGCUAUUACACUUUCCACAAUUCCACCGGAUAAACAAACAUUGUUUGGUUCAGUACUUUUCAGUAGAGGAAUUACAGGAUCCAGAGUUGUAACCUCAACAACAAAAGUAACGAAAAUUGAAAACACGGAACUUGUGAACUUUGGUUCGCAUUGCUCUGAGCAACACGGAGGCUAUUUGAAUAUUGCUUGUGCUAUUGGGAUGACGGAUGUAGAAAUGGAGGAAUUGUUUUGUCGUUUAACUUCUACUUACAAUAAAUUCCAUAGACAAAUUACGCGAAUCAGUGAUGAUCGAAGUGCGCGAAGGUUCAUCGAAGAAUUUGAUAUGAAAAAUGAUUAA